Messenger RNA from Bipolaris victoriae FI3, 219 nucleotides. RefSeq lists its product as hypothetical. NCBI's taxonomy places the organism in Eukaryota, Fungi, Ascomycota, Dothideomycetes, Pleosporales, Pleosporaceae. The record is from RefSeq and is a predicted model, not a curated record. The annotation marks the transcript as partial. The transcript has a single exon.
CUGUUGAAGUCAUCUUUGGCAGGCUGCGCACCGACCCCACCAUGCUGGGUUCCAUUGGGCUUUCUGGUGACCGCGAACUCUAAACCAAAGACUCGCUCCUUGUCAUAUUCAACUUUGUGGGAUAUCUACGUAGUACUCGUUGAUUCGUGUAUUAGAUCGACUGACAAAACCGCGGUUCGGUUAGAGAAACUUCCAGACCGCGUUCGAACACGAGCAUGA